UCAAGUUUAAAGAUUUUUUGUUUGAUUUCUUGUUUGUAUACGAAUCAGAGACACAGACAGUGUACACAACAAUUUAAACUUCCAGUCAAUAUUUAUCUUAUAUGGUGUAUAUAUAUGAUUGAAAUUAGUGCUAGAUAUUUAAUAACAUUCUUGCGAAUUGUUUGAAUCUCUGUAAAUUCCUCAAGCGUUUAGACAUGCAAGACGUAUCCGAAUUCAACAUAAGCUUUGUGAAGCUUGUCGAGGCACAGCCCUGCCUUUAUGAUACAACCACCGAUGAUUACUAUCGCGGACAUGUCCAAGACCAAGCUUGGGGUACAAUCGCGCGGACUAUUGGCCCAACUGUGACUGUGAAAGAAUGCAAAGCCAGGUGGAGGAACUUGCGAGGAAGGUUCACUAAGCAUUUGAGAAGCUAUACGUCGUCAGAUCCCGUCGAAAACCAUAAGCGUCCCUAUUACUUGGCAGAACAUUUGGAAUUUUUGCUUCCUUUCACAAAAACUAAAAAGUUGGGAGAAGACGACGACACACCAUUUGAAGAUCACAUUUCACGAUUCUUGGAAAUCGAUUCCUCAAUUCCGGACAGACCCGUAGAAGGAGAGGAACCAGAAGCAAAUGACAUUGAAUUGAAAUAUCCAACUAGAGCUCCUAGCGAAGCGGAUCGCAAUGAUCGAUUGGGUCAUGACCGAUACGAGUCAUAUCAUAUGCACGAUGCAGAACGCAAACAUAGUUCAAAUAAACGGGUAGCGUCUUACGAUCCAGAUUUCGUAACAAUGCAAGACAAGCACCGACGAUUGAAUAGCUCUGGAAUGUGUCAACGAAAACACGCUGACCAAGAGGAAAGCAGUAGACCUCGCCCAUCGCAAGACCUCGUCGACUACAGGGAUAGUGAUGUUCUUUUUCUAAUGAGUUUACUGCCAGACCUGAAGCGGAUGUCCGACGUGCAGAAAAGAAACUACAAAAUCGGAAUACUCAGCCUGGGUGGCGAAAUUCUCAAUCAACAUUCGGCACAACCCGAUGCCAUUGAGAGGCUGGUAAGACGAAAUUCUUCCUACAUGUCCCCGGAUUCAGGAAUACCCCGAUCGCAGCGGAAAAGAGCCCAAACAUCAGAGAAUGAGGAAUCCACAGAAAAUUCUACGUCUAAUUAGAAUUAGAGUCUAUCGGUCAUAUAGAAUAUAAGUAAGUAUAAAUCAUGUAAACCAGGACGCAUACUCAGAUAAAAACGUAAAAAAUCACCGCGUUUAUAAAGAUUAUAAAAAACGACGGUUACAGCAAAAAAGGGAGAAUUUUGGCGAAAAUCAAAUGUUAACUUCGUUGAAUGCAACAUUAGAUUUGAAUGUAACAAACUUAUUAGAUGUAAAUUUGAUUAUAGACCCAGAUGAUUAGUUGUACUUCAAUCUAUCGUAUAUGUGUGUAAAAUAAAUAACAAAUAUUUCUCUUGCGUAAUAAUCAACUUAAUGUAUGAAUAUUGCUCACCUUGACCAUCAUUAAUUAUAAUGUAGGUCGGGUAGGUCAUCAUAAUAAAAAAGUACUGAGCGACAGUUUCUCCGAGGUAUACUAAUUUAUUU
Aedes albopictus (Asian tiger mosquito) is the source of this 1562-nucleotide messenger RNA. RefSeq lists its product as uncharacterized. Bases 195 to 1142 code for a protein of 315 amino acids. Gene Ontology annotation, biological process: regulation of transcription by RNA polymerase II. The record is from RefSeq and is a predicted model, not a curated record. NCBI's taxonomy places the organism in Eukaryota, Metazoa, Arthropoda, Insecta, Diptera, Culicidae. Gene Ontology annotation, molecular function: DNA binding. The transcript has 2 exons. Gene Ontology annotation, cellular component: transcription regulator complex; nucleus.